Molecule: messenger RNA, 1942 nt
Organism: Hyaloscypha bicolor E
Lineage: Eukaryota; Fungi; Ascomycota; Leotiomycetes; Helotiales; Hyaloscyphaceae
Product: Nse4-domain-containing protein
Exons: 2
Coding region: 251-1663 (470 amino acids)
Biological process (GO): DNA repair
Cellular component (GO): Smc5-Smc6 complex; nucleus
Source: RefSeq, a predicted model, not a curated record
CGCGACUUCCACUCCCAACCCUCUGCAUCACAACCACCCGCCACGAAAUCGACCCUCGCGCGCGAACAAAACCUCGAGGAAACUCAGCUCGUCUCCGCUAUCUUCAUUGCUUGGUUUGCGUGAUCUUCGGUUACCGUCCGACGCGUCGAGGCCAGCAGGCUGCGCAGGCUGCGGGUCACUGCAGCACCUAACGCUUCCUCGCAAUCCCAAUCAAAAGACAAACGCAGCACCUUCUAUACAAUCACCCAGGAUGGCGCGCUCUACGAAGGCCGAAUCGCCCGCGUCUUUCCGGGACGACUUAUACGAAGCAUCUCCUCCUCCGAGUCGUCAGCGACGCAGUAACGCGACUCAACCCUCAAUGUCACCUUCACCUGCAGUUUCUGUGUCCUCUGAUAAGGAGAACCGAUCGUCUAGGGCUUCUGUUGACAAAGGAAAGGGCCGCACACCAAUGGGCCCUCCAAGCAUGCCUACGUUGAGUGAGCAGGGACGAAGAAAGCGCCCAGCGGAGUCGGACCAUCCCAAUGAGCGCACACGAAGAAGACGCACAGUUGAAGUCAACGAAGACGAUUCCGAGGCUGAUUACGACCCAGAUCAAGAUAUUGAAGUGCGAAGAAGACUUCGAAAGGGCUUAAGAGACUUGUCUAAGAACUUACUGGAGAACCGCGCCGAGUUCUUGAACCCAAGUUCGACUGGCCUCAAAGACACAAUUCUAAAAGCGAAUGAGCUAUCUGGAAAAGUGAAACAGACAACCGAUGCUACAAUCGAUUCUCGUCUCCUUACGACAGUCGCUGAGUAUUCAUACAAGAAGACGGUGGCCCUGAUAUCUGGGGACACUGCACAAGGGGUGGAUGUGGACGAAUUCAUAUCAAGAUGUUUAUCAUUCAUGAGACAGGGUGCAGGGGAAGAUGGGGAAGCUCCAAGCAAUACCCAACGGCGCAGAAGGCGGGAUGACGAUGAGGACGAUGACGAUGACAACGACGGAGAGGUUGUUGAUUGGGCAUAUCUUGGAAGGCAUGCAUCCGUUAGAAACAAUUCUCGGCCUUCGGUCUCUGGUUUCUUGCUCGGUCCGCUGUCACUACAGAAGCGUGUACGAGCGCAAGUCGUUCGCAAAGCGGCUUUUCGACCUAACAACCUGCAAGAGACGCGCCCUGAAGUUCUUCAAGCAGACGAUAUCACCAAGUCAGAGGCGGGUCUGACCACCCUGUGUACCCAAAUUCUCACGCGACUGAAGAAGGUCCAGGCUAGUGCGAUCAACGCGGUGGAAGCACAAACUCGUGAUGAUAUGGCAGAUAAGGAGGUUGACGAGCUACUAGACAGAUACGGUGUAUCGAAAGGAGACGGAGGCCUUGCAUUUUUCAAGUUUGUCAUUAACCCUCAUUCGUUCGGCCAAACGAUCGAGAAUAUGUUCUACGUGAGCUUCUUGAUCAGGGACGGCAAGGUAGGAAUCUCGAUGGAUGAUCGUGGCCUUCCCUAUCUCAAUUUCCCAGAAGUCAGUGGUAGCAAGGUCAAUGGCCACGAAAAGGCAAAGCACCAAGCUGUCCUAGCAAUCGACAUGGACUAUUGGGAGCAGCUCAUAGACGUCUUCGACAUCAAAGAACCCAUGAUACGACAUCGAGAGGAGGAAGAGCACUCCAACGUAAGCAAAAAGGGGUGGUAUGUUUAGAUUUUCGCAAUCACUUGCAUCGGCGUUUGGGAGAAUUAGCCACUUUCGAUUUUGUACUUAAUACCUCGGGGACAUUUGCACUUUUCUUGAAGCUGGGAAACAUCUACUUCGGUGGACCAGGUAGGGCGGUUAUUGCUUGGCACAUUGGUCCGGAGAACAAAGAAAGGGGACGGCUAUUUGCGAUUUAGCGGUCAUUGCUUAUCAAUAGAAGUGCCUGGUUGGUCAAUUAAUCGAUAUCUGAUGUGGAAGUCAAAUUGCAUUUCCGACGCUUUUGACAAG